UGCACAAAUAAAUUAGCUUGUAAGUUGUACGUACAUUUUUCAACAUAGUGUACUUACGGCAAAGCUCAUUGCCCUCAGAACAAAUACCAGGAUUUCCCAUCACCACCAAUAUCAUGGCUGUCAGUUCGUUGUUUUGCUUGAUAUUUCGCUUUUUGCUCUGUGGGUGUUCGUGUUUUGUAGGAAGCUGUGCGGGCAGUACCGACAUUCGCUUUGUUGUUCCAAGUUUUGCCUAGCCUACCCAUUUGCGUGCCGUGUGACAAGAAAAGCGAGCAGAGGGUUCAAGCUCGUGCAUGCGCGUGUGAAUGGUGAUCGCGAAGUGAUCGCGUCUGUCUCGCGCUCUAAAGUGGGCACCUCCGGAGACUCCGGCGGAUGCCCAUUUUUUGCCAGCUGUGCUGCGUCGGAACACUGUGCCCUUGCACAGUGCGCAACGAUCAGAAAGUUCCAGUUAUACUGUUUUUCGGUGAUUGUGGUUCCUACUGAUUUGCACUGGAAGUGCUGGAAGCAGCGCAGCGUCACAGCAGGGCGUCACAAUAUGGGUCGUUGUCAUCUGGUGUGGCAGUUAUUUGAUGGGGGCAGUGAACAAGGAGCUGCAUGGCCUCGGUUGGAGCACCCGUGUGGCUACUGUCGGUCUGAGCCGGGCGCAGCCGUCUGGUGGCCAAAAUGAGCUAGGCCAUGGCCAUAUGGCUGCUGCUGCCCAGCGGGGCCGGGUCGCUGCUGGUGCCACUGCUGCUGGCAUGUUGCUUGCCAGGCCCAGUGGCUGCCAAGCCAUCGGACACCUGCAACCGUCAUCGCAAGAUCCUUACUGCUCCCUGGGGCAUCAUCACUGAUGGCAACGACAGCUACCGUAAUGACUCGCACUGCGAGUGGCUCAUUAGAGCUAACUCCAGCAAGCUGUACAUCACAUUGCGUUUUCACGAAAUGGCUACAGAAUGUGCCUAUGAUCAUGUGUUUGUCUACGACGGUGACUCCUAUAGCAGCCCGCUGUUGGGAACCUUCAGUGGCGAGUCUAUACCCCCACCUGUGACGGCAACAUCUGGUUCUAUGCUGAUUCUUCUCUACAGCGACACUAACUACGUCCUCAAGGGUUUUGUGGCUGAGUACUCCAUCACACAGUGUCCAUCCAACUGCAGUGGCCAUGGCAGUUGUGGUCGUGAAUCAUGCGUGUGUGACCUCACCUGGGCAGGACCUGACUGUGGCACACCUGUCUGCCCUAGCUCCUGCCAUGCUGACCAAAGCCAGGGCAAAUGCAGCUUUCCUUGUGCCACAACAAGCUCCCCAGGAUCAUCUGAGACUCCAAACUGCUGCCGCUGCUCCCAUGGUUUUGCUGGGAUCUCUUGCAGCUUGCCUGAAAACCCGAAUGACUCUGCUGCUGGUUGGCACCUCCUCUCAAGGGGCAGUGUCCCAUUUGUUGCCCGUGCAGGACAUGCGGGCGUCUAUUUGCCUUUCACAGAUCAGUUCUUUGUAUUUGGGGGCCGCGCGUUUGGGCGUGUGCUGGGGGACUUUCUCGUGUACAACUUCAAUGAGAGCGCAUGGCACGAUUUGACCAUUGUGAAGCCACGACCUGCAGCUCGCUGGGGUCAUGCGAUGGCUCCUUAUGCCCACACCAUUGCUCUUCAUGGGGGUGAGCUUGCCAAUGGGAGCCUUUCAUCUGAGCUGUGGCUCUACAAUGUUGCCAAAAGGGAGUGGACACUUGAGUUGCCUUCACCUGCUGGCCAGUACCCACCUGCUGUUGCACUGCACACGUUGACUCCUGGUGACGGCAAUCACCUAUACGUCUUUGGUGGUAGGACAGCUGGGGGUGUGUUCUCAGACGCAUUGUAUCGAGUGAAUCCACGAAAUGGUACCCAGUGGGAGCGUGUGAGUUAUGUAGGUUCUGUGUCUCCUUCAGUUGGCCAUGCUGCAGUGUUUCAUGCUGAGUCACGAUCUCUGCUGGUGCACGGUGGUGUGGUGGUAGACUAUGCACGCUUCAGCAAGCUGAGCUCGGCACUGUGGGCAUUUCAUGUGGAUGCCAAUCGAUGGACACGUCUUCAACGAACACCUCUUGGUGGUGAUGCACCCACAGAGCGGGCAUUUCAUGCAGCAGCCCUUGUAGGUGGCUACAUGGUCCUCUUCGGGGGUUAUAUGCACAAGCACUCAUUUGAAGAAAAGUGCUUUGACGACGGCAUCUACUUGUACCACUUGCGCUGCCACAAGUGGGUCUCAUUCAAGCUUGUCGCGGGGGAUCUUCUUGGUCAUGGCCGCGGUGAUCGGUGUCCCGGUGUGUACUCUCACGUGAUGGCUCUCCGUCGUGGUCACACUCUCCUGGUAUUGGGAGGCUACCGAGGAGUCAUGUCCUCUGACCUCUGGGCUUUUCUCUUACCGACCACUAUUACACACGCUUAUUCAGAUUCAGCCUCUGGAGCCUGCAUUCGCCAUAGAUUUGAGACUGCUUGCCAGGCGAACCCUGCCUGUGCCUGGUGUGGUGGCUCUGGUGUCUGUCUGGACCGAAGAAAAGUCAAGGAUUGCCGUUCUGGUAACUUCCGCCCGGGUAGCUGCCCUGGCUUAUGUGCAGCUCUGGGUGAUUGUCAAAGCUGCAUGAUCUGGGGUGGCCAUAACAGCAUGCCUAUGGGUAGCAAUGAACUCCGGGGUCUCUCUGCCAAGGCUACUUUCCCACAGGCCUGUGGGUGGUGUGUUGAGGCAUCAGCCUGCCAUCCCAUUCAUGAGCCUCCUGGAGUAUGUCGUCCUCCCCAUGAUGGUCGCCUCUCAGCAGAGCAAGCAGGCUUCUGGGGUCCGCAUGGCCAAAUUGUGGCCUCCUUGCAUGAAUGCCGCACAUUUGACUUUCGGCCAGGCCUUUUUCUCCUGCAGUACAGGAAUCCAGUCAACCUCUCUCAACCAGAUCAGGUGUCGUACGUGAACAACAGUAGCCAGCAUCUGAUGUUCACCUCCGAGUAUCAAGAUGAACAGGAAGGAGGUGGCGAGCACGUGGCACGUCUACUAGGCUUUCUGCACCCUCGGGGAGCCCUGCCACCAUCGGGGGGGCCACUGCGCCUCUUCCUUGAUAUCAAUGGAGGACGUGCUGCACUGCGCUUGGGCCAAGCCGGAAACGCCCGCCUCGAAGACGCUGAGCUGGUAGCACAGUUGAGUGCACAUAGCUACAAUCGAACAGAGGCAAAACGCCCGAGUGGCCAGCCGCUUCUGCUACCGUCAACAGCAGCGCGGGAGCUACGUUACCUUCUCGAUCUCUCUCUACAUGCACCAGCCAAGUACUGCACCAAACACUGCGAUCGCAACUUAGAUCUACGAUGGAAUGCUCAUGACUCUCAUCAAGUAAUCUCCAGCAAACACCUGGAACCAUAUCGCAAUGGGACCCAGUGCCCAUCACGGGGCACCUGCCUGGCAUGCCUGAGUGAUGCUGGCUGUGGCUGGUGCCCAUCAGCUUCGGCUUGCGUGCCACGGCAGCCGACCUCAUCAUCCACUGCCAAGGGGGCAGCACCGUGUGCCCCAGGGAGCACACAGCUCUUGGUUUUGGAGCCGCACCACUGCCGCACCUGCUCAGUGUUCAUCUAUUGUCACGACUGUGUCCAGGAUCCAUUCUGUGAGUGGAUUGUGGAGGGAGCCUUCUGUGUACGUCGAGGCCGCCACAGUUUGGCUGUCAGGCAUCCGGAUCUUUGUCCGACUCCAUGUCACCUGCGAAGAGGAUGCAUUUCAUGUCUGGGGGACCCUGGGCGGUGUGCCUGGUGUCGAGAGACGCAGAGCUGCUUCCUCUUCUCCACGUACACCACCUCCUUCAUGUAUGGUGGCUGUCGUGAGUGGGUUGAUGAGGACCACGGAAGCCCCAAAGGAGCAACAUUCCCAGGAGCACAGUGUCCCAAUUGCUCAGCAUUUAAAGACUGUGCUGGCUGCCUGCAGAAGCUGGGCUGCGGUUGGUGUGGCAAUGACUACAACCCAAACAAUGGGGUCUGUGUGGAGGGAGACUUUUCUGGACCUUACGUGGGCACCUGCUCAGAGCGUGUACGCAAGCAAUUUCCUUCACUGGGGGGCCCCCGGGAAGCAUCAUGGUCUUAUGCACAAUGCCCUAAUGUGAACGAGUGCAAACUCAAGCUGGCACGCUGCCACCCAGAUGCUACCUGCUACGACACUGUCCACAGCUAUCGAUGCCAGUGCAACCGGGGCUUCAAAGGAGAUGGCACCAUGACAUGUGUUAAGACGUGUGCGGAGCAUUGUACUCACGGUCACUGUUCGGAGGCACCUGAUUUCAAGUGUAUCUGCCACUUGGGCUGGACAGGACCACGAUGUGAUGUUGACUGUGGCUGCCACAACCACAGCAGCUGUGAGCGUGGAGUGGGGCGUUGUGAUAGUUGCCACAACCUCACUGAGGGAGACCAUUGCCACCUCUGCAGGAAAGGGAGCUUUGGGAAUGCCACCAGUCCUUUUGGCUGCCGUAAGUGUGCCUGCAAUAGACAUGGCGAUGCCACACGAGGCACAUGCGACUCAAGCACAGGGGAUUGCUACUGCCUGCACAACACCCAUGGGAAACAUUGCGAGUCUUGCCAUCCAGGGUACUUCGGUGAUCCCAGGAAUGGAGGCCGCUGCUACAUAGACUGCAGUCCCAAGCGUGUUGUGUACGUGGAGCCAGAUGGAGGUGGACUGGGUGUGCCAGAAAUGGAAGGUCCAGUGGAGGCCCGCCACUGCCUAUGGAUCCUCACCAGUACUCUAACCAACAAAAGCAACACUCUCUCUAUGCAACCAGGAGCUACCUUGGAGUUAACACUGCUUCCAAACCUGAGGGUUCCAUGCCCUGAAAAUCAUAUCUAUGUUUACUCGGGGGUUCCACCUUUCGUGCUUUCUGCUGUGCGUGGCAGUGAAGAAAGUGUGCUGCUGGGAGCGUUUUGUGGUACCAACCUGACAGCAAACAUCACACUGGUGUCACCAACAGGCUGGCUUUCGGUGUACUUUCGGCGGGGCCGCUUGCCCCAAGGGUUCAGUGCUAGUUUCCGUCGCCUGGACUGCCCCAGUGCGUGCAUGUCUGAGCAGCAGCGCCACUGCAGCCAUAGUGGAGAGUGCGUGUGUGGCCGUGGCUAUGUCGGCAGCCACUGCCAGGUUGCCAGCUGCCCCAACGAGUGCUCAGCCAGCCAGCGCCAUGGCCUCUGUGAAAAGGGAUACCGGCUCUGCCACUGUGGAGACCAGUAUGGGGGUGCUGACUGUGGCCAUGCUCUGGUGCCGGGGCAAGUGUCGUGGAGCCUUCUGUUUGAGCUGGAACGACUCACUGGGCAGAUUCAAGGGGCCAGUACAGGUGGUGCCAUUGAGCUGCCCCACUCACGCCUGGGCCACUCACUCCUCUCUCUUGAGCCCAACCAACUGUGGCUGUUUGGAGGCAGGGACCCUGCACGGGGUGACAGUGAUGAACUUUAUGUGUAUGACCUCGACUUUGAUCGUUGGAAAAAGCUUAACGUGUCACGUGACAUGGGCCAAGCUCCAACGGCUCGUCGUUCCCACGGAGCUGCUAUGGUGGCUGGCAACAUGUACAUAUUCGGUGGGCUCAAUGCCACUGGUGUACUGGGUGACUUCUGGAAAUUUGCCACAGACUUCUACACAUGGACUCGUGUUCCAACAACUCCAGAUGUACCAGCCUUAGCAGGCCUGACACUGACCAACGUGGACAACCAGCAGCUGGUGCUCAUAGGAGGGUUUUCUCCUGAGUAUGGAUUUCAGGACAAAACACUUGCCUACAGCAUUGACGCCAUGGACUGGCGGGUCCUCAAUACUACAGGCACUGUCCCCAUUGGUGUGUACGGACAUACCAGCAACUACCAUCGACCAACGCAAAGCAUCUAUGUGUUUGGAGGCAUUGUGUACUCAGUAGAUCGCCCACUGGUGUCAGACCACCUGUACGUGCUGCACAUGCCAAGCCGCCGCUGGUCUCGCCUGCCACCUGACGAUCGCGCCAACCCAGCAUACUCUAGGAUAUCCCCUCGCUACUUUCAUGCUUCAGCCUCCACUGAAAACUCUUUGUUUAUCUUGGGUGGCCGCAAUGGUUCUGGAGAGGCAAUCUUGGAGCCAUUUGCCUAUGACUUCAGUUGCAACCACUGGAUCCCACUUGAUGGGCCAUAUGUACAGUUAGUUGGUGAGCAGCCUGCAGCCCUGGUGGGUGCCUCAGCAACCCUUCUCCAAGGCAAGCUGUACAUACUAGGUGGGACGUCAGUGCGGCUGCAGCGUGUGACCCUUCCCCAGGAUUUGUGCGCCCUCUUCUCGCACAGCCGGCUUGGAUGCCUGCGCUCUGUUGGUUGUUCUUACUGCUCUGUCCAAGAUGCCCAAGGAAACAUCACUCACUGCUACUCCAGUGCCAGGGCAGUCCCAGCCAGCUGCAUUCAUCAUCGAGGAGGAACAUUGGAGGUGGCUCAAGGCAAAGUCUGUGAUGCAGAUUGGCUUGGGAACCGCACCUGUUACCAGUACAACAACUGCGAGGAUUGUGUGGCCUCAUGGCCAGUACAUCCCAGUGUACAGCACACAUGCCAAUGGUGCACAGGUUGCCGUAAAGGCCGCUGCUUCAGGGCAGGGGAGUCAUCAUGUGAGAAGCCCAUUGGCUGUGAUGGGCCCAGACACCCACUUGUUUCAGACCCUGCUCAGUGUCCACUGCGUUCUUGCCUUGCCUCAGAGUGUGAGAAGUGCAGAGACCUCGGGUCCUGCAUGUGGACUCGACAAGUGGUCCGUUCAAGUGAACUUGGUCACACAGUUAAUGUUCGUCCAAUCUUUGACUGGACCUGUGUGGGGAGAACAUUGAAGGAUGCGUCGAGUUUCCCGGUGGAGUCAAAUCCUCCACGGCCCUGCCCCAAGCGCUGCAGCCAGCACACAUCUUGCACCGAGUGCCUUGCCAGUGCAGGAGGUGAAGGUGGCUGGCACGAGUGCCGCUGGAGCUCUGCCCUGGCUGAAUGCAUGACUCCCAGCUACGUGGGCCUGCGGUGUGAAGGAGGGGCAUGUGGACAGGUUCUCGGUGGGUCUGUGGAAGCGUGCGGGGUGCCGUGCUAUGUUCAUGGCCAGGCAGCCCAUUGCCUGCGUGAUCCACGGUGUGGCUGGUGUGGUCUCCGUGCCCCGGGUGCCAAUGGAAGGGGCCUCUGCAUGCGUGGGGGACAUAGGGGGCCCACAGGUGGCUCUUGUGGUCCAGCCUCUGUCUUCUUGCAUGGCCAUCCUUUGCCAGCCAAUGUAUCCCACUGGCUUCAGACACUCGGGAGUGAAGUGCACUGGUACUACUUUGUGCGGCCUCCUGAGAAUGAGUGCACCAAUGGACACCAUACAUGUGAUGCCGAGAGGGAGGAGUGUGUUGAUACACCGGAUGGCUUUGAGUGUAUCUGCAAGCAAGGCUAUGCCAUCAGCAGCAACAGCAGCAGUGCUGGCAAUGGUGGCGCUGCUGGAAGCCCAAUGUGUGAGCCUGUCUGUCCUGAAGGAUGUGACCAGGGCCAGUGUGUGCGACCAAAUGAGUGCAGAUGUAACUUUGGCUACGUUGGGCGCAACUGCUCCAUACUCUGCCACUGCAACGGUCACAGCGACUGUGCUGGCCCUGACCACCUUGAUGUUUGCACAAAGUGCCACAACCACACAAAGGGCCCCCAGUGCAGCCACUGUGAACCUUUCUACGUGGGUAACCCUGCCAAGGGAGGCCGCUGUGUGCCAUGCCUUGAGUACUGCAACCAACAUACAAAUAUCUGUGUUGAAGCAGGGCAAUUAGACUUCAAUGAAUCGGCCGGCAACCUUUCACCUGCUGAAUUCCUGGAGUCGUUCAAGCAGAUUGAGCAUGGUCCACUGGAGUUAGCUGUGUGUCGUUUCUGCCAGAACAACACGAUGGGUGCUCAGUGUGAGGAAUGCGUCGAGGGCUACUUUGUUGUGGGCAAGGACAUCGCUCGUGGCUGUCGACCGUGCGAAUGCCACGGGCAUGGGGACACCUGUGACCGGCGUACUGGUGAGAAUUGCAACUGCAAGAACAACACGGAAAAUGACCGCCAGUGUAGCCAAAAGAGCGGCAAGAACAGUGCCAGCCCCUGCUGGAACCUCCAGUGCUCCAAGUGCAAGGAGAAUUUUCAGGGUGUUCCUACCAAUGGGCACCAGUGCUAUCGUCACAUGCGUCUCGAGCAGGACUACUGCUUGGACCCAGAGACACAGGAGUGCAGUCCAGACCCAAACCUGCUGCCUCAGGGUCGCACCAUGUUCUUCGUUGUUCAACCUCGCUAUAUGAACGUUGACAUUCGUGUCAUUAUGGACAUUACCUCAGGUGCAGCUGAUUUGUAUCUAUCAGCUAAAGAAGACACCUUUGUCAUUGAAGUCAACCGCACAACUGGCAUACAUGUAGUAUCAGUUGAUCGGAAGUAUGGCGUUGGCUUAACUGGAGACUUGACAGCAAACGUAGCAGUUCCAGCUGCAGCUUCGCUCCGUAAUGGUACCGAUGCCCCUUGGCUUCUGCGACCUCGCCAUGCCACACCUGCAGGGCUAGCCACCUACGUCACAGUGAGGGACCCGCGUGAGUUCCUGUUGGUUCACAAUCUUCGGCACCGUCUUGUUGUUACUGUGCCUCAGAAUGUGUAUGACUUACGAAGCACGCGGCUCUACCUCGUUAUCUCAGGUGCUAGUGAAGUACCCACACGUGGAAGCCUUUUCUUCCGUCAGGACCAGACACGCAUCGAUCUCUUUGUCUUCUUUUCUGUAUUCUUUUCCUGCUUCUUCCUUUUCCUGGCAGCCUGUGUUGUGGUGUGGAAGGUGAAGCGUGCUUUUGACAUCCGCCGAGCUCGUCGUUUACAUGCAGCACAAAUGGAACACAUGGCACGUCGGCCAUUUGCAAAGGUGUGCCUGUCCAUUUUGGAUGAAGAGGAGAGUGGUGACAGCUUUCGGUCACCAUUACGUAAAAAACCUCAACGUCGCGCCCUCAGGGACUCGCCUAAGGGUGUCCCAGCAUCUUGUGGAUCAGUGCGGCCAGUUGCUGUGGAACCCACAGGUGAUGGUGCAGCAGCGGUGACUACAUUAAUGGUGCAACUUCCUGGAGGACUGAGUGCUCCAGUGCGACUUGCACUUGCUUCUGCACUGGUGGCUGUGCGUUCUGGGGGAGGGGGUGCAGCAGGUGGCAUCCGAGCUGCGAUGAGGCGGAGGACAAGCCACAUAAACUUGUGAUAUUGGACAUGCUGUAAUGUUCUUUAUUGGAAUGUUAUACUCUGAACUCAUUUGGCUGGAUAGUAGUGGUGCAGUGAGUGCAGGCCAUGUUGCAGCCUGAACUUUGAAUCCAGCUCAAGCAUGUGCUGUGGCUGUUGUGACCAGUGCGAGUCCCUUUCUGACACCUGCUUUGUCUUUGAGAGGACUAUUAAGAUACUUUUUUUGUAGAGAGUGGUAUUUAAAAAGAUGAUCGUGGAUUCAGGGCAGCAGCUUUCGGGCGUAGACUGCCAGUAGGCAAUUGCAGUGCUUUCUCUUGGGCUUGUAGUUUAGUACUUGCUUUUUUGUAUUGGCCCUGUCUGCAGGAUCGGGUCUUAGAAGCCCACUAUCAACUGCACACCUACAAGAGCACUGCUGAAGAUUUGCAGUGUUCCUGUUAACCAACCACAGAGACAAUGUUUUAUUCAUAGCGUGCGCACCAUAUGUCCGCCUAACUCAGCAAACAUGACUAGACGUAGUUGCAAAUCUAAAAUGUUCGUUAGUUCAUCAAUUAUAUGAAAAGUCACAAUAGCAGUGCCUCAGCUGCAGUCUUAUGCUUUGACCUCAAGCAUGAGAAAUCAGAUGCUCAUGUUCUUUGCCAUAUCGUAGUUAAGUUUUAUAAUUACUUCCUGUAUUUUCAGGCCACAAUGCACAUCAUGUAUUUACAUAUCCUUUCGUUUUCUUUAUAAUUUUGAGUAAGAAACUCAACAAAAGUUGUCUAAGUUUAAUUCAAUAUAUCUUUUACCUGACAUUGAAUGUUCAGUUACCUCUCACUUUAUAAUUGCAUACUUCACAAUAGCUUACCCUAAUUAGACUUGUAUUGAUCUGCUGUGUAGUACUAGCUUCAGUGGCAGAUUCCAAAAACAAGCUUUGUUUUAUGAAAGGUCCUGAAGGCCUAUGACUAGCCAUCAUAUUUUAUUACUUAGUUCAUGCAUGAGUAUUAAACUUUGCUCUUGCAUACUUUGUUUGAUGACACCAUGUUUGUCUAAUGGUUGCAAGUAAUCAAGAACUUCGUGUCAUCCGUGCUGAAUGUUUCAGAGGGAGAUAAGUAUAACUGCAAAGUUGCCACACAACACAUUUGGUCAUGUUUUGCACACUAUGUUUGGUGCCAAAAUUUUUAUGACUCCAACCUGCAGUAGCCUAUUUGAUGUCCCUGCAACCUUAUUCCAUUCAUUCUUUUCUUCACGAUAAUCAGGUAUGGACGGAUUCUUGACCAGUGCAUGGAAAACAAGCUAAGAUCUGUCAGCAAGCGAUAUCUUUCACUACAAAUAUGGCAAAAAAAAAAAAAAACUUUCUUCGUGUACUUUUUUAUUUUUUAUUGAGAAUAGGUUUCUUUUUCACUUAGUUACAUGAGCUCUGUAGCUCAAUAAUUCUAUCUGGUGUGUGAAAGCUGCUUCAGAAUCUAUGCGAAUAUAACUGGUAUUUUCAUGACUGAGCCAUGAGGAAUGGUUUGUAGCACUAGUGGCCUAUACUGAAUAAGCCAGUCUGAUGUUCCCAGUUUCAAGAAUCUCUUAUGCAAAUUUAGUUUGUCUCUAUAAAUAAAGUAAAUUAGCAAUGGAUAUGAGAAAUUUUUUUAACAAAUACAAGUGUCCUCUGUCCCAUGCAUGAAAAAUGCAGUAUACGUCAAGCUGGUUAUCAAGCUCCUGAUGAAUUAUCUUGAACAUUUGUUGUCAGUACCUGUGGUAACUGCUAUGCUAAUGUACACCUGCAAUUUCAUGCUGGGUCAUUGCACAUGAAGUUGUAAGGGGGGGGGGGGGGGGCACAAAAUUUUUUGUGAUGUGUACCACUGUUUCUUCCAAUAAGGGCACCUACCUAAAUUUUUAUUUUGGAAAUGAGCUUUUACUCCUGAGAUUGUGCCUACUGUUUCUGUAUUGGUUUUUCAUCACAUAUACAUACUUAAGCCUUGUUCUUAAGUGUUCUGACAUGCUUUCUGCAAACUUGCUUAUAUGACAAUCAAGAACAAAGAAUGCUGCCUGCUAUUUUUAUUCUUCCAUAUCAUUAGUGCAGGCAGCCCACAGCCAACAGCAUUGAAUACAAUGAUGAUGCAAUUGUCUUUAACAGGUGCCCUUGCAACUAUGAGCACUCAUUAUGAUUAGUGUACCACACCAUUUGAAAUCAGGAACAUCAUUUUAGCUUACCUUACUGUUGCAGAAGUGAGCACCUGGCUGCCAUCCUGGUCAUGUUGCAUUUGUGAGAUAACAUUAUUUCAGUCUCUGGAGUUUGUUUUACUUAGCUGAAAAAGGGGGAAGGAAAGAGGACUUCAUUUUCAUGAGUUGACUGCGCUUUAAGGUGAAGUUCACCAAUGAACAUUCUCUCUGUAUUUUGUUUCCCUGAAAAGAAAGAAAUGCACGGUUUUUGUUAGUACAUCUUGACGAAAACUUUUCUUUCUAUACGUUACUGUCAUUGUUCAUGCAUUUCAAGCCCAUUACAACCUCAGGCUGUUCUCAGAAUUAAUGCUGUCAGGUACCAUUUCUAAAUGUCUUUUUUUACUCAUGAUUUUCAAGGCCCUAGCGUUUACCUCUAAUAUUCAUGUGGACGAAACAAUGUUUACAAUCUGCGCUAAUGUGACAAGUAUGCAAUGCUUUAUAGCCUAGUGCACAACACUCGGCACUGGCUCAGGCUUGUUUGACAUCACCUAUCUAGCAAGGACUUCAGGAAGUAUUAUGGAACUCUUCUCUAAUUUCCUGUGCAGAAUGAACACUUACUGAGACCAGAGUAAAGCUGAGUUGAACUUUUUUUCCAACCUUCUUGUCGUAUAUUUUAGCUCUGACGAUCAAGGUAAUUUGGCAUGGUGUACAGCUAGAGCAGAAAUUGGAAUGGCAUAGUUUUGUUGCCCUACUGCAUUUGCCUCUAAGUCAGUGGAAACCAGACCACAUAUUUGGGGUGCCCAUAUGUGGCGUUAGCACUCAUGCGGUCUUGCGUGAACAUGUUAUAUCUGCGAUUUUUCACUGAAUUACUCGUAAAUGCCGUUCCACCAAAUCACGUUGCUGUUUACUUUUUGCACUGCUUGUAGAUGACAUGAUGCAGUCCUUUGUUCUGAAAUGUAUAAUGUCUUGUCCAUUUCCAUUUCUGUGCAAUUAACAUGAAAUACAUUUAAACCUGUAUGUUAUCUCAUUUCAGCUGGGUCAGUGCAAAUGCUUUAGCUGCAAUGUAGAUAUAGUUUUCACUGUUUGCUUGUUAUUCCAUUCAUUUUGUUUUUCCAUGCAAUGUGCUGUGUAAGUUUUUUUGUUUUUUUUAAGCUUCUUUCAUAGCUCAAAACAGCUACAGUUCCUAGUGCGAUGCUUUUUCCAGCACGUUUACAAUGUCAGAAUAGUUCUGGCCUUUGUUGUGACGAGGUCUCAUAUUAUUUUCUGUGUGUGUUGCUAUAUACAUUGCAGUGCCAAAAAAAGUAUGUAUUUCAUUGUAUGGUGUAAUGUUUUAAUGUUUCCUUUUUAGACUUUUACUUUUUGAUUGCUAAAAGCAAACUGGGCAGAAUAACAAUAAUUUUUCUAGAAGUCGGAGGACACUGUAGUGGCAGAGCUCGCCUUUAUAUUCACUUGUGCUACAGCAUAAGCAAAUAAUUGUUAUAAUCUUGCUGCUGAUUGCGUGACAUACGGGUGCAGUGGAACGAGUGACGGGCAUGUUUUUACAGUUUGCUUUGUCGUGUUAAUGUCAUGUUUGUACACUGCUGAGCUUGGUUUUGUGAGGAUCACACCAUCUGACAGCACUGCGUAAAGUUCAGGCCAUUGUGCACCAUAUAAUAUUUGCAUCAGAUUUUUACACAUUUGUUUGUACUCGUUAACCAAAUCAUUACUAAUUCAAAAAAAUAUUCGUCUGCAGGAUGGAAAUUAUAUUCUCCCUGAACUUGCUAUUAUAUGUUAAUAUGUCUAGAAUGCAACAAGGGAAAACACGGGGAAGGUGGGAGAUGGAAAUUCAAGACGAUGAGCAAAACGAGAACAAGGUGAAAGCAGGAGCCAACGUUUCGACAAGUGGACUUGUACUCUACAUCUUACAGUCAAAUUUCCGUUCCGAACGAGAAAGAAAAUACAGAGAAUCAUACCUUAUCUAUAAGAUCAAGACAUUGCAACCAAUAGGCAUAAACGUUUCAAAGGAAGCUUUAGAAUUUAUUUGCUAUGCUAAAUUUCAAGCUAUAGGCGUUUUUUUUUUUUUUUUCCUUCUUCUUCUUUCAGUUUUUUCCCCCUUUAUUUAUUUAUACCAUUUCAGUAUUCCCCUUUUCUUUCUUUUUUUUUUCUUUUUUUUCGACCCCUGGUUUCUGCUGCUCCUUCUAUUAUCUCUUUCAGAGACAUGAUAGCCUACGACCACCAGUGAAAGAGGUAAUAGAGGGCUGCUUGCUGUGCACGCCGUUGACACGCCGGCUGACACGUGAUUGACAGACGGCUGGGUCCCUGGCCUCGUGCACAGCACUCCUUUAUUCUCAAUUCGACACGCUAACACACCUUCGCUCGUUGCCGCAGCCACCCGCCUUACGCCCUCUCCCCUUUAGAAGAACCCCACCUAUAUAUACUGUGGCGAGGAAAGCAUAUGUCGCCUUGAAGAAGACAAGUCCACUUGUCGAAACAUUGGCUCCUGCUUUCACCUUGUUCUCGUUUUGCUCAUCGUCUAGAAGGCAACAAAAACAAAGCACACAUAGCACAAAUCAACAGAAGAAUUUGAAAAGAGAUUGCAUUCAUACAUUUCAUCUUAGCUGCUCACCAAAAGUGCGUGUGCACAUGCGUCGGUGUGCUGUUGAAUCUUUAAAAUUUGUUAAACAGUGCUGUAAAAAGAGUGAAAAUGAAUUUACAGUGCGGAUGUUCUGAAUCUACUUAAAUGAUCUCAGAGUAUGUGCAACAUCAGUGUAAUGUGUAUUUUCCUUGUAAUACAUUGCAUCAUGAGCACCUUGCUUUAACAAAGUGUGGUGAAAUGCAGGUCUCCUUGGGCGUCACAAAUGCUGUCAUUGUAGCUCUACAAAGCAUGUAAUGGUUUUAGCUGAUUGCUUUAUGAAACCAAAUCUUGGUUAAAAUACUUGUUAGCCUUACGACUAUUGGCUAAUACUACAUUGGUCAUUCCACACCAAGUGUACUAACCUUGGCAAUUGAUUAUCUGUGAUUUCUCUUCAAACAUUUUUAGGUGCUUGGAGUAUAAUGCGAAAAGUCAUUCCAUAAAAUAUUUUUCUUGAAAAAAAUUUGCCACUGGCUCGAGCACCACUCGAAUUUUCUCGUAAGGCACGAAAGUAUGCACCAUAACAGGCAUUGCCAUAAACUUCAAACCAAUAAUAAAAGAUGAACGCUUAAUUAACUCAGGAGAAUGAAGGUAGGUCUUACACCACAAAUUGCAUUAAGCACUUUUUAGCCACUCCUCCAUCUUUAUAAGCCAUUAAAUUUGGGGAAAUUAGUCCAUAUUUGGUAUUAUUUUUUUCAAUAAAAUGAUCUUAUACAAAAACAAAAUUUUUCUACAACAUAAGUGUCCAGGAACUGUACUUUACGUGAAAAAUAUUUUUAGGCAGAUAUAUAGCACAGGUGGCAAUAAAUAUGCAAGAAACUCAUUUUUGGCCUAUGUUUAGCCGUAAAUGUAACAUUCAAGCGAUCCAAGUAAAAAUAUGCUAAAUAGCGCUUCUGAUAGUGCUUUGCAUUCUUUUAAGACUGAGAAAGCAUUAUAAAAUUACUUUUCGUUUUAAGCGAGAAAAAAUCUUUUGAAGGUGUGUCCCACUGCUCUUGAAAUUGGCAUCCGUUUCAUCUUCACCGCAAAGCCUCUUGGCAGCAAAUAUAAUACAUAUGGAUGCGAGUGUUCAUGUGCCAAUAGAGGGUUGUAUGUAGGAAGCCCCCACUGCUUCUAAGUUGAAUUCUUUACGACUAUAAACAAGCAGCAUUAUAUACAACCCAAUGUUGCUAUCCAUUGUCGACCUGCUUGGCAUCUUAAGAUGGCAACGAGAAGCGCAUUGGCAGUCAUGCUAUAUGACUGCCUACGCUAAAAAACCUAUGGUUGUGAAAGGUGCAAUAAAAUAAUGGUGCCUCAGUCUCCUGAGAAACUUAAGUGUUUAUUAUUGGAAUGCAGUCUUAGCAAUGCCUAUUAUGGUGCAUACUUUUGUGCUUUACGAGGAAGUUCUGGUGGUGCUUUCAGCUGGCGAAAAAAAAUUUUUCUGGAAAAAUAUUUCUAGGAAUGACUUCGUGUUAUACACAAGUGGCUAAAAAAUUUUUAAAAAUGAAUCACAGAUGGUCGAGUGGCAACAUUAGUACAGCUGGCAUGGAAUGACCCAUAUAGGGAUUGGAACAAAGCUGUACCUGAGGGGUGUAAUUGUUAUUUCAAUUCUGUGAGAGACUUGUGAAUCAUCACAGAUCACAUGUGACCUGCACGAAAAUGUACAUUGUUAUCGGACCUGAGAUAGUGAAACAUGUGGUGGCCCACUAUAGAAUAACUUGGCACUAAUUUACAAUAUCUUGAAUGCAUACUUAGGCCAUGUCUUUAUGUUCAGUGAAUUUUGUAUAACAUUUCAUAAGUUAAAUAAUUACAUUAAAAGGUCUGGUGUUAUGCAGCCUUCAAAAUUGCAGACAACUGGCUGUAGGCUUAGGUUGCAUGUGGCACAGAUGUGUUUUCUCUUCCUGCAAGAUCAUCUUGGUGGUAGAACCUAAAGAAAUUUAAUGCACAAAUGGCAGUGCAAGUGACAAAAACAUGCUGCAAAUUGCAAGCAUUUUAUUGAUUCUUUUAACUUUAUGUUUAGGCUAAACUUUGAUCAUGCAGCAUAGGUAAUGGCAGUAUUGUUCUUCUAACAGCCGGAAAGCUUGUGCCUGUUGCAAGUGUUGUCAUUGUACGUAUUAAUUACACUGCACAUUAAUAGUAGCAGAGCACUGAAUGUGUUCAGGAUUGUUGGCAACAGGCUUAAAAACCAGUUUCUGUUCUGGAACCUUGGCAAGAAGACAAACUGUGUGGCAAUUGCUUCCGUACAUGGUAUGCAGAAUAAAUUUUUUAAAUUAAUUAUUUUUAAGGCAUUUUUUAAAUCUUGCAGCGAGUUUAAUUUCAAUGUUCCCUUGGGUGUAUUGGGUGUAUAACUUUCGUUUUAUAAAUUUAAAAGUAGCUCAAUAACAAAAUGUCAAAGAGCCAGUUGUUAUCGGCAAGGUGCAAAUCAACUGGACUGACACUUUGUUGUAUUCUAGCAUCAUUUUUGCUCUGCACAAUUUUUUCUUCUCGCAGUACACAUUUGAGCAGCUGCUCUGCAGUUUUACAUUCUUUUCAAUCAUUUAAUUAUUGACUCACUGAGCAUUAGAAUAGGUUUUUCACAGAGUUCAGCUGGGCAUACUGCAUUCACUCUGUAGGUGAUCGCAGUGAACCAGCCUUCAUGCUAGAAUAUGUGCAACUUGUACAUAUUACCUCUACUGUUUGCACGUUUUACUAUGGAAUACUCUCCGUCCUCGAAAUGUCCCAUCACGAGGUAAUGCUGAUAGCAAAUUAGCAGACAAAGGAAACUGAAAUUUUUAGGACCAUUUAUCACUCAAAUGUGCACAUUGUGCUGUGGUAGAUGAUCAAUUAUUUUCAAAUAUAUUGUACAAAGAUCAAAGGCCGCUUCAUCUUAUGUUGGGGAAAAUGUGGGUUAGCCUAUGGAAAUAUAUUUUUUCCAGUUGUGUGAAUGCUGUGAAUGUUGCAGCAUAGUAGAAGCAGGAUGCUAUACACAAGAAUCUCACAUUGAACAUUUGAAAGUAGAAGCAAUAAAGGAAGUUAAUAAACCUUA
Messenger RNA from Dermacentor andersoni, 16846 nucleotides. RefSeq names its product multiple EGF like domains 8 (gene Megf8). The record is from RefSeq and is a predicted model, not a curated record. Gene Ontology annotation, cellular component: Golgi apparatus. Lineage: Eukaryota; Metazoa; Arthropoda; Arachnida; Ixodida; Ixodidae. Gene Ontology annotation, molecular function: calcium ion binding; protein binding.